AGCCCGCGCUCCCCUGGGGCCGCGCUCGGCCGGUGCCCGCCCGACCGUGCCGUGGCCAGCGCCCCCUGCGCCUGCCCAGCCCUCAGCGCCUCUUCCCGACCUAUGGCCACCGCGGACCUUCACCUAGCCGGGGCCCUCGGGCUGUGCCGGGACGCCUCCCCGCUCCUGGCCAUCGGUACCGCCGGCCGGGCGGCGUGGGAAGCUGGUGUUGGGGGGACGGUGCGAGGACAUCCCGCAGUGGGACUCGGCCGAGCGCGUCAUCGCCUGACCCUAAGGAGCUGCCUGUGCCGCGCUGGGUGGCGGCUGCGCCCCAGGCCCACCUUACGCUGAAGGGAGAUGAUGCCCUCCUUGUCCACGUCCCCCAUGCGCUGAAGGGCCUCCUGGAGGGGGACGUCAGCUGCCAGGCCCUGCCCAGCAGGAACCCCCGAGUCAAGUACUCCCACCCACCCUACGCUGCGGCUGGCAGCUCCCCCGCCGUGCGGGCCCAAUUCUUCCCCGUGGACGCGUCUUUGUGGGCCUGAGCCCCUCGUCAGCUUUAAGACCUUUGGGAUCCGCUGCGGGGCACCUGCUGUGCACCGCCCCAGCCCCCUGCAGAUGCGGACUGCGUGGGCCCUCGCGACUGCCCGGGGCUCAUGUGCCCCCAGACCCCAGCACUGAGGGGGGGUGGGCAGCAGCCCAGGAACGACUCGGUGUUGACUUUCUAUCACGGGAGGAACCCUGGGCACCGAUCCUCCAGGAAAUGCCCACCGCCAUUUCUGUAGCCGGUCCUCCUGCACGCCCCAGUUAAGACGCCCAGAUGUGCCCAUGGGUUGAAUGGGAGCCAAGGCACGGCCACGCCGCCGGGAUCCGCAGGGAGACCGCACGGGCGCUGCGUCUGGGCAGCAGGGGAUGAUGCACCGGCCCCAAAAGACACACACAUUUUUUAAACGGAAAAAAAAUUCUCUUGGAUACAACAGAGAAACUCCAAGGACACAGGAAAGCACAGGUGAGGCACUGUCAGAGUAAGUCCUGUUGGGAGCACCAGGCGCGGAUUCAUCCGGCCCGCCGGCUCCACUCCCUGGCCGGGGCUGUCACACACGCGGAGAACCCAGGGAGCAGACGCGCUCCCCGCCCUCAAGCUCCAUCCCCGCGAGGGAGCAAAUACGAAGUCCUACCUCGGUGUCUGAGUAAGACUGAAAACUUGAGUUAAACAGCUACUGAACCUUACAGUGUGACAAACAGAGGGCCCUCGUGGUGGCCCAGGUUGGUGAAAGGGUUUGGGUGUGAGGUAAUCAGGCAGGGAGAGCGCCGCGUUGAUCAACCAACCUCAGGAAGGCGGAGGCAGGGAAAGGGCCUGGCCCAGGCGCUCAGGCGGGCAAGGUCUGGCGCGAUUGGCCACACAGCAGCUGCUGCCUCUCCUCUGCAGAGAUGGUCGUGCUGUGCUGGGCGCUGGAGUCUGGCCCUCCUUUCCCACCGUGGGCCAGGGCAGCGGCUCCGGCAUUCAGUCCUCUCGCAGAGCUGGCGCACCUCCUGCACCUGUGACUUCACCAGCUGAAUGUGAUUCCUGGCGGUGACCGAGGCCUGGUCUGCUCCUGCCAGAAGACGGGACAAUGGCACUAAGCAGCCAGCAGGGCAGAAGAUUUUUCCCUUGGAGAACUACUGCUGUAUUUAAGGGUGGAAGACUCCACUGGAUUCACAUCUACAUUUAGAGGUGAUACUGAAGCACAGCUCUUGUUUCAACACUGCCCUAGCCCAGCCUGGCAUCUGUGCUAUGCUGGCUUCAGUGACUCGGCUUGCUGCCACUCUCUGCACACUGACCUUGACAGCCUACCUUCUACUGGUCUGAUCUACAAAGAUGUGCAUUUUUUCCUACUGUGCAAAUAAAAUGUUGCUUAAUUUCCAAUAAAGUUAGUCAUACUGGGUGUUAUCAA
Molecule: messenger RNA, 1910 nt
Organism: Chinchilla lanigera (long-tailed chinchilla)
Lineage: Eukaryota; Metazoa; Chordata; Mammalia; Rodentia; Chinchillidae
Gene: B3gnt4
Product: UDP-GlcNAc:betaGal beta-1,3-N-acetylglucosaminyltransferase 4
Source: RefSeq, a predicted model, not a curated record